CCGCCUUCCUUCUCAAAGAUGAAGUGUUCCUUGGAACAGCAACCCGUCAACCGCAGAGAGUCGCAUUCUCACUUGAAGCGUGCUGCAAAUCGCUUCCAGAAGCUGCGUGGCGGCCAUGGACCCGAACCCUGCCAAUCUUGACGUCCACAAGCUCAGGGCUCUCAUCGGUUGUCUUGUUUCACGAUGCCAUCCACAGCCACAGCUACCGGCAACGUCAAAUUUGCGACAGGCAGCUCCCGAGAGCUGAAAACCAUUCCGACAAUCGGGUCAAUCCGAAAACAAAGGUGAUUGAUGGAAAAGAAAAAAGUCCCGAUGGACGAGCGAGGCUGCCGGUCCUGUUGGUGAUCUUCCGCAUUUCGGGUUCGAGUUUUUGUUGGUGCAAGAAGCCUGAAGGGAAGGAGAAGGAGGGAGUUUUCUGCAAACGGGUUUGCUUCGGCUUCUUCCGUUCUGGCGAACCCGACCCAAACUUUGCAUCUCCCAGGCACCAGCAAAGAAGCACCAACCACGAUUGGCAACAGCAGCACGAGGCUAAACCUGUCCAAACAAAGCUCAUCCUCUAGCUGCAU
This is a messenger RNA of Ascobolus immersus RN42, 566 nucleotides long. NCBI's taxonomy places the organism in Eukaryota, Fungi, Ascomycota, Pezizomycetes, Pezizales, Ascobolaceae. The record is from the annotation of a GenBank genome assembly.